AUGGCAUCAGCAGCAGCCGAUGUCUCCGUCAAGAGCAUCUCUCCGUACGGAGUUGCACGCGCCACGGUAGAGGGCAAGCCUCUCUCACCCGAGGAACUCCGCAAGUACGACGCCUACUUCCGCGCCAGCAUGUACCUCUGUCUGGGCAUGCUAUACCUCAAGGAGAACGCUCUUCUCAAGGAGCCACUCGAAGUCAAGCAUCUCAAGGCUCGACUGUUGGGCCACUGGGGAUCUGACGCCGGUCAAUCCUUCACCUGGAUGCACAUGAACCGCCUGAUCAAGAAGUACGACUUAGACUGCCUGUUCGUCUCGGGCCCGGGUCAUGGAGCUCCCGGCAUCAUCUCGCAGUCAUACAUGGAGGGUGUGUACUCGGAGGUUUACCCAGACAAGGCAGAGGACGAAGAGGGCAUGCGCAAAUUCUUCAAGCAGUUCUCCUUCCCCGGUGGGAUUGGUUCCCAUGCCACCCCAGAGACCCCAGGAAGCAUUCAUGAAGGCGGCGAACUUGGCUACUCCAUUUCUCACGCCUUCGGCACAGUCUUCGAUCACCCCAACCUCAUCACCGUCACCAUGGUCGGCGAUGGGGAGGCUGAGACCGGACCGCUUGCGACCAGUUGGCACAGCACCAAAUUCCUCAACCCCAUUACCGAUGGUGCUGUCCUCCCAGUACUACAUCUCAAUGGCUACAAGAUCAAUAACCCAACCAUCCUCGCGAGAAUCAGUCACGAGGAGUUGACCGCUCUAUUCAUUGGUUACGGGUGGACCCCGUACUUCGUGGAGGGUAGCGAUAUGGAGAGCAUGCACCAGGCCAUGGCGGCUACAGUCGAGAAGGCCGUUCUGCAGAUCCGCGCCUACCAAAAGCAAGCUCGUGACUCCGAACAGGCCUUCAGACCACGCUGGCCCAUGAUCGUUCUCAGAAGUCCCAAGGGGUGGAGCGCACCGCGAAAGAUCGACGAUAAGCUGCUCGAGGGCUUCUGGCGCUCGCAUCAGAUCCCCAUCGUUGAUGUUGCCACCAACCCCGCCCACCUGAAGCUGCUGGAGACGUGGAUGAAAUCAUACAAGCCCGAAGAGACCUUCGACAGCGCUGGGAAGCUGAUCCCGGAGCUGAAAGAGCUCGCACCUCUGGGCAAUGCACGAAUGAGCGCCAAUCCCGUGGGGAACGGCGGUGUCCUCCGAAAGCCUCUCGACAUGCCCAACUUCAAGGCAUACGCUCUGGAGAACAUCGAGCCCGGUAUCUCCAGCCUCCCCAGCAUGUCCAACAUGUCCAAGUUCCUCCGCGACGUCGUUGCCAAGAACAUGACCAACUUCCGCGUCUUCGGUCCCGACGAGACGGAAUCCAACAAGCUGGGCGAGAUCUACAAGGCAGGCAAGAAGGUCUGGAUGGGCGAGUACUUCGAGGAGGACAAGGACGGCGGAAACCUGGCCAUGCAAGGUCGGGUGAUGGAAAUGUUAAGCGAGCACACCUGCGAAGGCUGGUUGGAAGGAUAUAUCCUCUCCGGCCGACACGGUCUCCUCAAUAGCUACGAACCCUUCAUCCACAUCAUCGACUCCAUGGUCAACCAGCACUGCAAGUGGAUUGAGAAGUGCAACGAGGUUGAGUGGCGCGUCAAGGUCGCUUCGCUCAACAUCCUCCUCACCGCCACCGUCUGGAGACAAGACCACAACGGCUUCACCCACCAGGAUCCCGGCUUCCUCGACGUCGUCGCCAACAAGAGCCCCGAGGUCGUCCGCAUCUACCUGCCCCCCGAUGGGAACAGCCUCCUCUCGGUCACGGACCACUGCUUGCGCAGCAGCAGCUACGUCAACGUCAUCGUCGCCGACAAGCAGGACCACCUCCAGUUCCUCAACAUGGAGGACGCCGUCGAGCACUGCACCAAAGGUCUCGGCAUCUGGGACUGGGCCUCCAACGACCAAGGCGCCGAUCCGGACGUCGUCAUGGCAUCUUGCGGCGACGUGCCCACCCUCGAGAGCCUCGCCGCGAUCGCUCUCCUCCGCGAGUUCCUGCCCGGGCUCAAGAUCCGCUUCGUCAACGUGGUCGACCUCUUCAAGCUCAUCUCGGCGGUCGACCACCCGCACGGCCUGUCGGACGUCGAGUGGAAGUCCCUCUUCACCGACGACCGACCCGUCAUCUUCAACUUCCACUCCUACCCCUGGCUCAUCCACCGCCUAACCUACAAGCGGCCCGGCCAGCUCAACAUCCACGUGCGCGGCUACAAGGAGAAGGGCAACAUCGACACCCCGCUCGAGCUGGCGAUCCGGAAUCAGACCGAUCGCUACAGUCUGGCCAUCGACGCCAUCGACCGCAUCCCGACGCUGCACAAUAAGGGCGCCGCGGUCCGCGAGAAGCUGCUGCACCUUCAGAUUGCGGCCAAGACGGCCGCCUACGAGAACGGCAUCGACCCGGCCUACAUCACGGGCUGGAGAUGGCCGUAUCCCAGAGCCUAG
This is a messenger RNA of Drepanopeziza brunnea f. sp. 'multigermtubi' MB_m1, 2442 nucleotides long. Lineage: Eukaryota; Fungi; Ascomycota; Leotiomycetes; Helotiales; Drepanopezizaceae. The record is from RefSeq and is a predicted model, not a curated record.